Condylura cristata (star-nosed mole) is the source of this 9627-nucleotide messenger RNA. It is a transcript of the gene RICTOR, whose product is annotated as RPTOR independent companion of MTOR, complex 2. Gene Ontology annotation, molecular function: protein serine/threonine kinase activator activity. Lineage: Eukaryota; Metazoa; Chordata; Mammalia; Eulipotyphla; Talpidae. The record is from RefSeq and is a predicted model, not a curated record. Gene Ontology annotation, biological process: TORC2 signaling; positive regulation of phosphatidylinositol 3-kinase/protein kinase B signal transduction. The transcript has 38 exons. The coding region runs from base 257 to 5296 and encodes 1679 amino acids. Gene Ontology annotation, cellular component: TORC2 complex.
UAACUAAAACUUUUAAUUGCCCUGUCUUUUUCCCCACUCUUAAUCCUGUAUUACACACACUCUAACCUUCAACCAUACCACCAUCACUACCAGUCCCCUCCCCCAAGAAAAAAAAAAUAGAGGAAAAAAGAAAAAGGAAAGCUCUGAAGGGAAUAGAAAUGCAGAAAGAGUGAGAAGACUUCAGUGAGUUGGAGAACCUUCUGAUAAUUUAAGGGAGAUUCUCCAAAAUGUGGCAAAAUUACAAGGAGUUUCAAAUAUGAGAAAACUAGGCCAUCUGAAUAACUUUACUAAGCUCCUUUGUGAUAUUGGCCACAGUGAAGAAAAACUGGGUUUUAACUAUGAGGAUAUCAUAAUAUGUUUGCGGUUAGCUUUAUUGAAUGAAGCAAAAGAAGUGCGAGCAGCAGGGCUACGAGCUCUUCGAUAUCUCAUCCAAGACUCCAGUAUUUUGCAGAAAGUGCUGAAAUUGAAAGUGGACUAUUUAAUAGCUAGGUGCAUUGACAUACAGCAGAGCAACGAGGUAGAAAGGACACAAGCACUUCGAUUAGUCAGAAAGAUGAUUACUGUGAAUGCUUCCUUAUUUCCUAGUUCUGUGGCUAACUCCUUAAUAGCAGUUGGAAAUGAUGGACUUCAAGAAAGAGACAGAAUGGUCCGAGCAUGCAUUGCUAUUAUCUGUGAACUAGCACUUCAGAAUCCAGAAGUGGUGGCCCUUCGAGGUGGACUAAACACCAUCUUGAAAAAUGUGAUUGAUUGCCAAUUAAGUCGAAUAAAUGAGGCCCUCAUUACUACAAUUUUGCACCUCCUUAAUCAUCCAAAGACCCGACAAUAUGUACGAGCUGAUGUAGAAUUAGAGCGAAUUUUAGCACCCUAUACUGAUUUUCACUACAGACAUAGUCCAGAUACAGCAGAAGGACAGCUCAAAGAAGACAGAGAGGCAAGGUUUCUAGCUAGUAAAAUGGGAAUCAUAGCAACAUUCCGGUCAUGGGCAGGUAUUAUUAAUUUAUGUAAACCUGGAAAUUCUGGGAUCCAGUCUUUAAUUGGAGUACUUUGCAUACCAAAUAUGGAAAUAAGGCGAGGUCUGCUUGAAGUGCUUUAUGAUAUAUUUCGUCUUCCUAUACCUGUUGUGACUGAGGAGUUCAUAGAAGCAUUGCUUAGUGUAGACCCAGGUCGAUUCCAAGACAGUUGGAGGCUUUCAGAUGGUUUUGUAGCAGCUGAGGCAAAAACUAUUCUUCCUCAUCGUGCCAGAUCCAGGCCAGAUCUCAUGGACAAUUACUUGGCACUGAUCCUUUCUGCAUUUAUUCGUAAUGGACUUCUAGAAGGUUUGGUUGAAGUCAUAACAAAUAGUGAUGAUCAUAUUUCAGUUAGAGCUACUAUCCUUUUAGGAGAGCUUUUGCAUAUGGCCAACACAAUUCUUCCUCACUCACAUAGUCAUCACUUGCACUGCCUGCCAACCCUCAUGAAUAUGGCUGCUUCCUUUGAUAUCCCCAAGGAAAAACGACUGCGAGCCAGUGCAGCCUUAAACUGUUUAAAACGUUUCCAUGAAAUGAAAAAAAGAGGACCUAAGCCUUAUAGUCUUCAUUUAGAUCACAUUAUUCAGAAAGCAAUUGCAACCCACCAGAAACGGGAUCAGUAUCUCCGAGUUCAGAAAGAUAUAUUUGUUCUUAAGGAUACAGAAGAAGCUCUUUUGAUGAACCUCAGAGAUAGCCAGGUCCUUCAACAUAAAGAGAAUCUUGAAUGGAACUGGAAUCUUAUAGGGACCAUUCUUAAGUGGCCAAAUGUAAACCUAAGAAACUAUAAAGAUGAGCAACUACACAGGUUUGUACGAAGAUUACUUUAUUUUUAUAAACCCAGCAGUAAACUAUAUGCCAACCUGGAUCUGGAUUUUGCCAAGUCUAAGCAGCUCACAGUUGUGGGUUGCCAAUUUACAGAAUUUCUUCUCGAGUCUGAAGAGGAUGGGCAAGGAUACUUAGAAGAUCUAGUAAAGGAUAUUGUUCAGUGGCUCAAUGCCUCAUCUGGAAUGAAACCUGAAAGAAGUCUUCAAAAUAAUGGUUUAUUGACUACCCUUAGUCAACACUACUUUUUAUUUAUUGGAACCCUUUCUUGUCACCCUCAUGGAGUCAAAAUGCUGGAAAAAUGCAGUGUGUUUCAAUGUCUCCUUAACCUGUGCUCCUUGAAAAACCAAGAUCAUUUGCUGAAACUAACUGUUUCUAGCUUGGACUAUAGCAGAGAUGGGUUGGCUAGAGUUAUCCUUUCCAAAAUCUUAACAGCAGCCACUGAUGCAUGCAGGCUAUAUGCUACAAAACAUUUAAGAGUUUUAUUGAGAGCUAAUGUUGAAUUCUUCAAUAAUUGGGGAAUUGAAUUACUAGUGACUCAGCUACAUGAUAAAAACAAAACAAUUUCUUCUGAAGCUCUUGAUAUCCUCGAUGAAGCAUGUGAAGACAAGGCUAAUCUUCAUGCUCUUAUUCAGAUGAAGCCAGCUUUAUCCCAUCUUGGUGACAAGGGUUUACUUCUCCUUUUGAGAUUUCUCUCCAUUCCAAAAGGAUUUUCCUAUCUAAAUGAAAGGGGUUAUGUAGCAAAACAAUUGGAAAAAUGGCACAAGGAAUAUAAUGCAAAAUAUGUCGACUUGAUUGAAGAACAACUUAAUGAAGCCCUUACUACUUACCGGAAGCCAAUUGAUGGUGAUAACUAUGUUCGUAGGAGUAACCAAAGAUUACAGCGUCCUCAUGUCUACCUGCCUGUACACCUUUAUGGACAACUUGUUCACCACAAAACAGGCUGUCAUUUGUUGGAAGUUCAGAAUGUUAUUACAGAACUCUGUCACAAUGUUCGUGCACCAGAUUUGGAUAAAUGGGAAGAAAUUAAAAAACUGAAAGCAUCUCUUUGGGCCUUGGGAAAUAUUGGUUCAUCAAAUUGGGGUCUAAAUUUGCUUCAGGAAGAAAAUGUAAUUCCAGAUAUACUAAAACUUGCAAAACAGUGUGAGGUUCUUUCCGUCAGAGGGACCUGUGUAUAUGUGCUUGGACUGAUAUCCAAAACUAAACAAGGCUGUGAUAUUCUCAAGUGUCACAGCUGGGAUGCUGUGAGGCACAGUCGCAAGCACCGAUGGCCAGUGGUUCCAGAUGAUGCAGAACAGCUCUGUAGCGAACUCUCAUCUAUCCCAAGCACUCUAAGUUUGAACUCAGAGUCAACCAGCUCUAGACAUAAUAGUGAAAGUGAAUCUGCACCAUCCAGUAUGUUCAUAAUGGAGGAUGACCGAUUUGGCAGCAGUUCAACAAGUACAUUUUUCCUUGACAUCAAUGAAGAUACAGAACCAGCAUUUUAUGAUCGACCCGGACCUAUAAAGGAUAAAAAUUCAUUCCCUUUCUUUGCUUCUAGUAAACUUGUGAAGAAUCGUAUCUUAAAUUCUCUUACUUUACCUAAUAAAAAACAUCGUAGUAGUAGUGAUCCAAAAGGCGGAAAAGCAUCAUCUGAAAAUAAGACAACCAACAGAAGAAUCAGAACACUUACGGAGCCCAGUGUUGACAUUAAUCAUAGUGAUGAUUUUACACCCAUAUCCACAGUACAGAAAACAUUACAAUUAGAAACGUCAUUUGUUGGGAAUAAGCACAUUGAAGAUACGGGUAGUACUCCAAGUAUUGGAGAUAAUGACUUAAAAUUCCCUAAGAGUCUUGGUACUGAGAAUCACAAAGAAAACACAAGCCGAGAGAGAUUAGUUGUAGAAAGUUCAACGAGCUCACACAUGAAGAUUCGUAGCCAAAGUUUUAAUACAGACACUACAACAAGUGGCAUAAGUUCAAUGAGCUCAAGUCCUUCACGAGAGACAGUAGGUGUAGAUGCUGCAACUAUGGAUACAGAUUGUGGGAGUAUGAGUACUGUGGUAAGUACUAAAACUGUUAAAACAAGCCACUAUUUGACACCACAGUCUAAUCAUCUAUCUCUCUCCAAAUCAAACUCAGUGUCCCUGGUGCCUCCAGGUUCUUCUCAUACACUUCCUAGAAGAGCACAGUCCCUUAAAGCACCCUCUAUUGCUACAAUUAAAAGUCUAGCAGAUUGUAACUUUAGUUACACAAGUUCUAGAGAUGCCUUUGGCUAUGCUACACUGAAAAGAUUACAGCAACAAAGGAUGCAUCCGUCCUUAUCGCAUUCUGAAGCUUUGGCAUCUCCAGCAAAAGAUGUCUUGUUUACUGAUACGAUCACCAUGAAGGCCAACAGCUUUGAGUCCAGGUUAACACCAAGCAGGAUCGAUUUUAAAAAGAAGCAUGUCGGGGGAAUCAGGAGCUUAAGACCUACAAUAACAAACAACCUUUUCAGGUUUAUGAAAGCUUUAAGUUAUGCUUCAUUGGAUAAAGAAGAUUUAUUAAGUCCUAUAAAUCAAAAUACCCUGCAACGAUCCUCCUCAGUGAGAUCCAUGGUGUCCAGUGCAACAUACGGUGGCUCAGAUGACUAUAUUGGUCUUGCUCUUCCAGUAGACAUCAAUGAUAUAUUCCAGGUAAAGGAUAUUCCAUAUUUUCAGACAAAAAACAUACCUCCACUUGAUGACCGAGGUACAAGAGUGUUUGCCCAUGAUGCAGGAGGUCUUCCCUCUGGAACUGGAGGUCUUGUGAAAAACUCUUUUCACCUGCUCCGACAACAGAUGAGUCUGACAGAAAUAAUGAAUUCAAUCCAUUCAGAUGCUUCUCUGUUCUUAGAAAGUACAGAAGACACUGGACUACAGGAACAUACAGAUGACAACUGCCUUUAUUGUGUCUGUAUUGAAAUUCUGGGUUUCCAACCCAGUAACCAACUAAGUGCAAUAUGUAGUCAUUCAGACCUUCAAGACAUUCCAUAUUCUGAUUGGUGUGAGCAGACUAUCCAUAAUCCUUUAGAAGUGGUUCCCUCUAAGUUUUCAGGGAUUUCCGGAUGUAGUGAUGGAGUGUCUCAAGAAGGCUCAGCCAGUAGCACCAAAAGCACAGAAUUACUCCUGGGUGUUAAAACAAUUCCAGAUGAUACACCAAUGUGCCGUAUACUCCUUCGAAAAGAAGUUCUAAGAUUAGUCAUUAAUUUGAGUAGUUCAGUUUCAACUAAAUGUCAUGAAACUGGACUUUUAACAAUUAAGGAGAAAUAUCCUCAAACAUUUGAUGAUAUAUGCCUUUAUUCUGAGGUUUCCCAUUUGCUGUCACACUGCACAUUUAGACUUCCCUGUCGGAGGUUCAUACAAGAAUUAUUUCAAGAUGUACAGUUUUUACAAAUGCAUGAAGAAGCAGAGGCUGUGUUGGCAAUACCACCAAAGCAACCUAUAGUUGAUACAUCUGCUGAAUCCUGACCUCAUAUUUAUGAUUUAAUAGAUAUAUAUUAUAUUCUAUUUGUGGAUUUCCGAAAAAGCCUCAGAAAAUGCUGACUGCCUGGGCAACAAAUACAGGGGUAUCUUCUGCAUCCAGUUCCAACAAUUACUGGUACAUAGACAGUCGGAACUGCAGACUUCUCUAACCAAAACGACUUCCUAUCUACCCCACUGAACCCUUUUGGGGCUUCACUGUUCAUUACCACAGUUUUAAAGAGUUUUAGUUCCAUUGUAUGCAAGAGCGAAGCACUGAACACCUGGAGAGGUUUUCUAGUUUUUUCAUUUUAAAUGCAUCAUUAAGUGGAACAAUAAUAGGGUUUGCAGAAGCAACCACCACAGUUAUUUCUGAAUUCCUUUUUUAGGAUGAAUCUAAAGAUGCCUUGUUUAUUAACUAAUUCUUGGAAACCAGGAAUCAGUGUCUCUGAGGCCACAUCCUGUUACCACAGUGGAGUGUGCUGUAACUGCUGGUAUUAGAGGGGGAUCCAGGCCCUUCCACGUUUUUCUUAAUGUUUAUAACACUACUUCAGAGGUUCAUAACCUCAAAGCAAAAGAAGAGCCUCAACAACUCGGGACUUAUAAGUUAUUUUUUGUUACUAGACUUGCAUAAAGUUUCUUAGUUGUUUUCCAUCUCUUCAGUUUUGUUGCAAUGUGUUGUUUUAGGCUAUUUGAACCAACUAAGGUUUUUCACUACAGUUCCUGAUUAAAAUCACAAAAUCACUUUAUAAUUCAAAGUAUUUCUCUUCAUGAAUGCAUAUAUUUUCAGUCCAUCUACUUUCAUCAGCUUCCCAUAUCAUCAUUUUAAACAGGAACUUGAACAAGCACUAUUUAGACCUAAAGCAAAAGAAAGCAUUAAAUAACACUUUGGAUCUCCUGAGGAAAAGAUAAGUUUGCCUACAAUUUACACAUUCCAUGGGAAAAGAAGAGCCAUAUUUCCUUUUUACAAAUCAUUAGAGAAACUUACUAUGGUUAAAAAUUGUAGUGAAAAGCCUUAAAUACCAAAUUUUAAAGUAGCAGUAAUUUAGUUUUUAUAUCAGUGUUCUUGUUUUGCACAAACUAAAUGCAGUGAUAGGUGAGUUUAUGAGUACAGUAAUUGCCUUUGUCACAUUUGUGAAGUUGUUAAGCUGAUGAGGGCAAGGUUUUGUUUGUUUAAUUUGUAUAUGUCUAAAGAUAUUUGGAAAUCUUUACAGAAAUUAAGCAUAUAUGCAAAUUUGUAUAUAAAAGUAGCAUGGUCAACAUCACUAGAAUGUUUGUAAAUGAAAGGAUUAUCUUCUUUUGAGGUCUAUAUAUACAUAGAAAAAUAUCCAGCUGGACUGAUUAGGACCCUUUUUAACUCAUGUGCAUAUACCAUUUUUACAGUUACACAUCAGCUUUGACACAGUCAUAGUCCAUUGAUAAAUGUUUUCCCAUGUUAUAGAUUCUUUUUCAAAUGGACUUGUUCUUUGAGAUCUCUGUAAAGAACCCUGUGAACUAGAAAACAUUAACUCACAUAGAUUUUUUUUUUUUUUAAAUUUACUAGCACUGAAAGUUCCAAUUGGGAUGAUGCAUUUCAUCUCACUUCAUAACACCUCUUUGACUGCACUUCAGUGAAUUGUUCUUAUGUGCACUGUGUAGCAACUUACAUUAUAACAAAGCAGAUAAGGGCUCUAAGCUGCUGCUUAUGUUGAAAAGUGGUUCUUCAGAUUUUCUCUCAUAAAAUUCAAUUGAAGAUAUAGCAAAUACUUUUUUAACUUUAAUUUAUUACUGAACACAAGUGUUUAUUUAAAUGUCAGCAGUACUUUUAAGAACUUUUUUUUUGUCACCUUGGUCUCUGGUCUUGGAUGAUUAAUCUACUUUCCAGAGAACCAAAUGUCAGAGAUAGUAGACCAAAUAGUGGUUUAAAACUCCAAAGGAGGUAAUGUAGUGAUCUUAUUCAUAUGGGAUUAACAUAUUUUAGACAUUCAUUUUAAACACUACCUCAGUUAAUAUAGAAUAUAAAAUCUGUGGUUAAUAUCUCAAAAAUUAACAGCAAUUUUAUUUUCUUCUUUUUUUUUUUGUUCACACACAACCAUCCCCAUACCUGGACCCUACUUUCGUCAUCCAUUCUGAAAUGAAGUCUUUGUCACUAUUAGCCUGAACAGUUUUUUUGACUAUUACUUAAAAAGACAUGUAUGUAUACAUCAUAAUACUUGCCUAUAGCACUUAGUUUGGGGAGACAUUCAGAACUUUGUGGUUAUCACUAAAAUUUAGGGGGAAAAUGUCUGUACUUAAAUUUAUAGUGCUAUUUGGUUUAUCCAUGUUUCACUGACAGGUCUAAUAUGUUUUCUUUAAGUACUUGUUUAUAUAAAAGUAGACUUUAGUGAUGAAAAAUGCUCACAUGCAGUGCCAAGUGAUUAAUUUAGGUGUUUAAAACAUAGCAGAAAAGAUUAGGGAUGUGUCAGUGAUAAUAAAAAUAAUUGAAAAAAAUUACCUAUAAAUAGUAGAAAUUACCAGAUUUAGAAUACCAAAAUAAUAUCGAUACUGUAGGUUUUCAAGAUUUUAGAAUUAAUCUUAGUCCAUAAAAAUUUGUACUACUGGUAAUUAAUAAUUUGGAGGAAUUUGGGCAGUUGUGCUGGUUGUAAAUUGUGAAUUUCUAAUUGUGAAUUGUCAUUUCUAACUGAAAUUUUUUUUCAAGAACAGAUUUUAGCUUCACAAGACUAAGUAAAAUUAAGGAAAUUAGAAAUUUAGUAUUAUGAAAUAUGGUCCAAAAUUUCUUAAAUACUUUUAUUUUUUGUUUAUGUUUAAGUAGACUUGAGGGGAGAAAAAGACCUCUUUAAUAAAAAAAAAGAUUUUCUAAUAAACAUUGAUAGCAUAAGGGCAAUUUUGUUAGACAGUUGACGUUUAAGAGAAAUUCAUUGGAGGUACGUUCCUUGUUAUAUACUCUUACUCUUAACAACAUAAUGUAAUGGUGGCUAUAAGCAGUUUCUAGCUCUUUUAUCCAGAGCUUGAGAUAAUUAAAACUGAGUUAUUUUGUGCAUGUCUCAUUGGCAAAGUGUACAAUGCAGUGUCAGUGCUUAAUUAGCAUUUGUCUGCUGCUAUUUACAUUAAAUUUUUUUUCAUUCUGUUCAAAGGAUACCUUUACCCCCACAUUAAAUUAAAGCACAGAUCAUGAAGCAAUAAAAAACAUUCAAAUAGUUUGUCAUCCAAAUUGUAACUGCAGUUAUUUUUGCGUAGUAAGAAUGAGGCGCAAUUUUGUAUGAGAUAAGCUUUGGGAAAUGUGCUUCUUCGCAAGUAAGGUUUUUCCCUUUUUGUCCUAUGCUUCCAGUUUUGUCUCACAAUCACAGUUCAUUGAAACAGAAAAGUUAGAAUUAAUGGAGGUAAUUUUUUAAGAUGAGCUGUUAGAAUAGAAGGACAUUCCAGUUUUUCCAAAACAGAAGCUAGAAAAGGUCUCUUAUCUACCCAUUUAGGAAAUGCAUUAUUACCAACUUAAUUUCAAAAGUAUCACUACAGUAAGAGCAUACCAUGAAAUUAAUAGCAGAGCUUAUCAAAUUAUUAAAAUCUGUGAGAAUCUUUCUAGAGGCACUCUUUAUUUUAGUUCCAGGUUCCCGGGGUAUUUUUCAUUCAUACUAGUUUUAAAUGACUCACACAAAAUGUGGGUUUUUCCCCUUCUAGAGUAUUUUUGUAAUGGAGGUGGGUAGCUGUGCCACAGCAUGCAUAAAUUGCACAUUUUGUUUGACUUUCUUUAUAAAAUAUUUAAUUUGAAAGAUAUAAUUUAUGCCAAAAAAGUAUACCUUGUACUUUUGCCACUAAAUAGGUUGAGCUAGCACAAAUUGCAAAGUCUUAGGGCGGAGGGGGUAGGGAUAAAAAAUUUCAUAAAUAGUAGUUGAAAAAUAAUCCAUUACUGGCCUGUCAGAAAUCCUAAAGCUGCAUUGUAAGAGAAAUGGUGUAAAUUAGUUUGGAAAGUGGUAAGGGACUGUGGGGGAAAAAAAAUUUCUGACUUAAUACUCCCUAACCACAUGAUUUUCUUUUUUUAAUUUAGUAAUACGCUGCUACAUAUUUGGAGGUUCUGGUGUUUGUAAGUCACUGAACAGACAUUGAAAUCUGAUUUAUAUUGUAUAACUGUAACAUAGAAAGAAAAAGUAUUUAUAUAUUUUCCGUAAGAAUAUUUCAUUGUGUAUAAUUUAAAUAAGGUUUGUCCCCAAAUGGUUUUGCUCACCUUGAUUUUUUUUUUUUUUUUUUUUUGGUUCUCUUGUUUUUGUAUAUGUGUACAGUUUAUGUCAAGGGCAUUAAAAGCCUCCUGAAGCAUAAUCUUAUCAAAGGGAUACAUUGUUAAUAAAAUGUACUUAAAAAUUCUUAAA